GGAAAAGCGGCCCUUGGCUUAGGGAGGCGUGCGGGGCUGAGGAUGUGUGUCAGGAGGAGGCUUCUGCACACGAAACAUUAGGAGCUAUUUUCUGGCUUAGCUGCCGCUUCCCUUUUCCUUCUGCCAGCAGCUGCCCCUCCGCGCCGGCUGGGCUGGGGUAGAGGCAAGAUUGCUGCAAAUGCUUCAUUUAAAGGGGUGUUGAUGAGAGCAGGUUUCGGAGCCCACAGGACGAAGCUGCCGUCCCGAGGAGCCUCCCCAGCUGUGGAGCAGGGUCCUGUGCAGCUGGGCAGGGGGGACAGCCACAGCAAAACCGUGACGAGAAGGAUGCACCCCGUGGACAUCUGAAACCCAUGACCGCCGGAUUUUGGGGUGCCAAAGCUGGUUGAGACAGGGGUUUUCUCACCUGCCUGCGGGCAGCGGGGCUUAGCCACAGCCAUGGAGGGGGACGGGGCCAACGCCACCGUCUACGAGCUCGCCCUGCGGAACCGCUCCAACACCAGCAUGCAGUUCACCGGGGUGCAGCUCAUCCAGUCCUUCAAACCCCUCAUCAUCCCCUGCUACGCCCUGGUCGUCCUCGUCGGCAUCUUCGGCAACUACCUGCUCCUCUACGUCAUCUGCAAGACGAAGAAGAUGCACAACGUCACCAACUUCUUCAUCGGGAACCUGGCUUUCUCCGACAUGCUGAUGUGUGCCACGUGUGUGCCCUUCACCCUGGCCUACGCCUUCAACCCCCAGGGCUGGGUUUUCGGGAAGUUUUUGUGCUACUUCGUCUUCCUGAUGCAGCCCAUGACUGUCUACGUCUCUGUCUUCACGCUCACGGCCAUUGCGGUUGACAGGUACUACGCCACCGUGCACCCCCUGAAGAAGCGCAUCUCGGUCACCAGCUGCAUCUCUGUGGUGGGGGGCAUCUGGCUGCUCUCCUGCGGGCUGGUGGCCCCCGCCAUCGCCCACACGUACCACGUGGAGUUUCGGCAGGAGGGUUUCGCCAUCUGCGAGGAGUUCUGGAUGGAGAAGGAGACGCAGCGCCUGGCUUACGCCUACGGCACCCUGAUCGUCACCUACAUCCUGCCCCUCUCCGCCGUCUCCCUCUCCUACAUCUGCAUCUCGGUGAAGCUGAGGAACCGAGUGGUGCCUGGCCACCCCACGCAGAGCCAAGCCGAGUUCGACCGCCUGAGGAAGAGGAAGAUCUUCCGCCUCAUCGUGCUGGUGGUGGCAGCCUUUGGGGUCUGCUGGCUCCCCAUCCACGUCUUCAACAUCAUCCGUGACAUCGACAUCAAUCUCAUCAACAAGCACUACUUCCUCCUCAUCCAGCUGCUCUGCCACUGGUUCGCCAUGAGCUCCUCCUGCUGCAACCCCUUCCUCUACGCCUGGCUCCACGACCGCUUCCGCGGGGAGCUCCGGAAGAUGUUCACCUGCAAGAGGAAGACUAUCCCCGCCAAGAACUGCGGGGCUGCCGGCGGCGUGCUCUGAGGCCGGGGUCCCGCUCCCCGGACCCUCCACGGCCGUACGCUUCAUCCCACGCACGGCAGAGCGCUCCUCGCUGCCGAGGGGUUGGGGAAUGCCGGUCCUGCCCGCGGGACCGGAGGCAAACGCGGUUCUCCUGCCUGCCCAGGGGUUUGCAGCACUCGCUGCAGCAUCCUUCCCUACGCCUGCCCUGCGUCGGGGCGCUCAGCUCCCUGCCGGCAUGCCCUGAGCUCCCUUCGCCUCCAGGACGGCAGCUGUCAAGAGCAAAAAUGCAUUUGCUGCACCUUUUCCCUGCAAAGUCGCCCCAGCUGAGCCCGGCUGAGCGCCCGCGACCCCGCUAGCCCUGGCAAAACCCAUCCCUCCUCCCGCGAGGGUCCCGUAGGUGAACCCGCACCUCCCUGGGGGGCACGGGCUGUGCCCACGCAGGGCUGCCUUUUCCCCUCCCUGCUGCAGGCAGCCCCCCCAGGGCAGCAUGCAUGGCUCAAGGGCUGUCCCCGUCCCCAUCCCCAGGGCUGGCUGCUCCCCGGCAGGUCCUGCUCGGUGGGUCGCCCCGAGAUGCUGUGGUCCAAAAGGCUGGUGUAGCCUCACGAUGAGGCUGUCAGGCUGUGGAGGAGGCAAGGAGGGGGGACCAGAGCAUCGCCAGCA
Aquila chrysaetos chrysaetos is the source of this 2109-nucleotide messenger RNA. RefSeq names its product prolactin-releasing peptide receptor-like. Gene Ontology annotation, molecular function: neuropeptide binding; neuropeptide Y receptor activity. NCBI's taxonomy places the organism in Eukaryota, Metazoa, Chordata, Aves, Accipitriformes, Accipitridae. The record is from RefSeq and is a predicted model, not a curated record. The transcript is spliced from 4 exons. Bases 436 to 1470 code for a protein of 344 amino acids. Gene Ontology annotation, biological process: G protein-coupled receptor signaling pathway. Gene Ontology annotation, cellular component: plasma membrane; neuron projection.